This is a messenger RNA of Dioszegia hungarica, 849 nucleotides long. RefSeq lists its product as uncharacterized. The transcript has 2 exons. The coding region runs from base 1 to 849 and encodes 282 amino acids. The record is from RefSeq and is a predicted model, not a curated record. Lineage: Eukaryota; Fungi; Basidiomycota; Tremellomycetes; Tremellales; Bulleribasidiaceae.
AUGUCUGCCGGAUGCGAGUCCACUAUCGAGCGAAUCCCUUCGCGGAUCGAGUUACUUGCCAACGAAUUACUUGGCCCGACACUGAACGAAGCCCUGAAAGACACCCUGACCGACGAUGCCCCAGCGUCAUACAUUCUGGUUUCCGAAGGCUCUCGCGACACUGUUCUCCUCUACGGCCGACGACGAGUAUUGGCGUUGAUGUGCAAGAAAUUUCGCGAAGUACUGUCCGAUUCAUCGGCUAUUCCCAGCAGCCAUCAACUGUCGAGGAUGUACCUACUCAAAGAUGACGGCUUGCGGUUCUUCUUCGAUGCCGAUCACCAAAAGGUUCAGGCCCGACUCGACAGGGCUUACGAGGCUCACAUGUCGCUGCCCGAGACUGAAGAAUCCAAGUCCAUGGGGUACUAUCCCAGCGGCAUCGGGUUUCCUGAUUGGUACGAUAACUUUGUGAAGGGGACGGGUGAUCCGAGGAACACGACCGACCCGGAAAAUACGGCAAGCACGGAAAGACUGGAGGAGAACAACCUGACUCACCUCGUUGUGCUUACUCCCGUCGCCUCGGCCGUCGAGAUCAGCAGCGAUCCCAAGAGGAGCAAAGCUUUCUCCUUCGCUCAUGUCGACAAUCUGGCGUUCAGCUUCUAUGAGGCCGCGGGAUGGCCUUCGCGGGACAAGAGCGAUGUGUCACACAUGUUCCCCUACCUGAAGCGGGUCAUCCUUCCGAGUGCAUGGCGCGGACCGGUGGAGAAAACUGAAGCGGCUCACGAGCUCAAUACCCACGCCUCUAUCAGUACUAGAAAGACCACACCGAAUGUGACGCUAUGGGACGCUGUCGAAACAGUUGGAAACAGGUGA